Molecule: messenger RNA, 1357 nt
Organism: Caenorhabditis sp. 36 PRJEB53466
Lineage: Eukaryota; Metazoa; Nematoda; Chromadorea; Rhabditida; Rhabditidae
Source: the annotation of a GenBank genome assembly
AUGCUGUCCGCGAAGUGCCCUCAAAUGCGCGUGUUUACGCAGCGCAUCGCCGUCUUUUCCACGCAAGUUCAGACCGAUCCGGCGCCGAUUGUGUUCGUCGGCAAGGGAACGACGCGUAAGGAUUCUGAAAUUGGAAAAAUGCGGAAAAUCGAGUCUCUUGGAGUUUCAGCUCGUCAAAACUCGCUGCUCGGACCCAACGACAGUCAAUAUCCGUUCCAGGGAGACGUCUCUUUUGCGCACAAGGUUUGCCAUGUAAAAUUUGUGAUUUAUCACUAAACAAUCGUGAUUUUUGUGUUAAUUUCCAAAAAUUGUUUCUGGGAGACUCAAAAUUCACUCAGUACGUGUUUUCUAACGUUUCAAACGCGUCUCAGCUCAAAAAAAAAUGCUCAAAACCUGGAUUUGCAACUAAUUUUUCCAAAAUUCCAAAACGUCCAAGUUUGCAGCCGCUGUCCCUGCGCCAACAAGUGGAGGCCUCGCGGAUCGAGAAAGCGCUCGAAAACACGGAGCACUCGCUGAUCGCUCUGCUCUCGAACAACGCGAUCGAGGUGGAUCGGACGCACCUGACGCAGAUCAAGGAGGAGGCGAUGGCCGAGUUGCAGGCGAACGCCGCCGACGUCGAGAUCGAGCUGAGUGCGGUGGAGUGCCCGAAACUGCUGAAGCGGGAGAUGAAGUACCUGUUCCCGCAGAUGGAGACGCACAAGAUGAAGGAGAUCACCAUUUUCAACCUGACCCAAAAAUCGGAGUUUGACAUGAAGGCGUGGAGCGAGGCGAUGGAGGAGGAGCGCGAUAAACUGACCGCCUCGUUCGUCAUGUCGGCCAACGCCAUCUGUAAGACGCUCAACCACUACGGCUACUGGGCCGACUUCAUCGACCCCUCGUCGGGCCGCCCGUACAUGAGCGACUUCACCAACCACACGCUGUUCGAGACGAACGAGAUCUACAAACAGAUGGGCUUCAAGAUCGAGGACCUCGGCUGCUGCAAGGUGCUGCAGCACGCCUGCUGGGGCUCGCACGCCUUCGUCGGCACCAUUUUCACCGACGCCCCGCUCGACAGCAUCGCCGUGCGCGAUAUCAUGCGUAAAGUCACCGAAGAGGUACAAAAAUCGCACUAUCUAAGUCAGAAAAGACUGCAAAAUUUGAAGUUUUGUGUUUUUUGAGCUGAAAAUCCGUAAUUUAACGAGUGUCGGCUUAAUUUUCAAUGAAAUGAUGAAAAGUUUCUGUAUUUUGAAUUUCAAACUCGCGCCAACCAAAUUCUCAGUUUCAUUCGCAAUAGAGCACAUUUGCAUUAUUUUCGAAGAAUAGUUAUUUUUCUGAAAAUUCAAAUUUUCCGCAAUUUCAGGUCAACGAGGACUACUAA